Molecule: messenger RNA, 735 nt
Organism: Morus notabilis
Lineage: Eukaryota; Viridiplantae; Streptophyta; Magnoliopsida; Rosales; Moraceae
Product: anaphase-promoting complex subunit 11
Exons: 4
Coding region: 237-410 (57 amino acids)
Biological process (GO): protein ubiquitination; positive regulation of mitotic metaphase/anaphase transition; anaphase-promoting complex-dependent catabolic process
Cellular component (GO): nucleus; anaphase-promoting complex
Molecular function (GO): zinc ion binding; ubiquitin protein ligase activity; cullin family protein binding
Source: RefSeq, a predicted model, not a curated record
CUCUCGCCAUUGGAAGUUUACUACCGAAGCUCAAACGCCGUAUCCACAGCCUUCUUCGCAGCAAAAUCGAUUAUUUUCGCUGUCAAUUUUUUUUUUUUGAAGGCACUGUCAAUUUAGUUCAAGUCAUCAAACAUCAAAGUGCUCUUUGCAAAUAUCUGCUGCGGUGUCAAACAGAAUGGCAUGCUGUUGCUUCUUGGACUUGGGAUGCACAGGAUGAAACUUGUGGAAUUUGUAGAAUGGCUUUUGAUGGUUGUUGUCCUGAUUGUAAACUCCCUGGAGAUGAUUGCCCAUUAAUAUGGGGUGCAUGCAACCACGCGUUCCAUCUUCAUUGCAUCUUAAAAUGGGUGAAUUCACAGUCUUCUCAGGCCCAUUGCCCCAUGUGCCGUAGGGAAUGGCAAUUCAAAGGAUGAGAUUUAUUUGUUUUUUAAUAAGACUCAUGUAAGUAAACAAAAAGUCUCGAACUGUUUCCUGCUUUAUUUUUCUGGGGAAUUAUCACUGGUAAUGUUGAUGUUUAACUGUUCAAUAUGUCACUUAAUGACUUGUACAACAAGUUAUCUUAUUUUAGUAAGCACCAAAUGGAUAAGGAUGUAUAACCAAAGUUCGUGUUAGUUUUGAUGAUCUUUAAAGCUUAUCAAUUUGGAUAUUACUCGGUUUAGGGGUUGCUUUCAUGCACUUUUUGACGGGAUCUUUUACCAGAAUUUAUUUGGAUUGGAAGCUCAGUUUGACGUUUUACGC